AUGGGCGUUGAUUCGAACCAAUCCGCAAGAAGUGGUUAUGCUGCUCAAGGGCAGAACGCAGACAGGAGCUCUACCUUCUCUUGGAAGAAGAGCGGAACAGACCAGAACACGCCGCAGAAAGGCCUAUCUUUUGGUGGCAGUUUGAAGCCACAACCAGCUCGGCAAUCUGGAUCUUCGCAGCCAGACCAUGAUACAUGUGAGCAGGCCAUUAGCGCUAUGGUCUCGCGCAGCUACAACGGGAUGAAGGAAGCUUUGCAGCUCCUCGGCCUUCCGGACUAUCCGCUGAGCUUUGUUCCCGGGAGGGAGCUGAAGCUCUGCGGGCAUCAGCUCCGCGAGGAAAUCAACGAAAUGAUUCACCACUGGAUGACGGACGAGAAGGACGAUUUCUACAGCGCCCUGAGCAAGAUAAAAGGAAUCGUGGCGAAGCCAAUUCUGACGGAGGAGGAACUUGAUUUACUGGACAGCAAGGAAGAGUGGCAGAAGACCUUGGGCCCUGAUGGCGGCGUCAUGUUCACACGAAGGCAGGAUGGACCACAGCCACCUCUUGAGGAUGAUGAUGACGAUGAUGAGGUGAUAGAUGUCACGCCAGAUGGCACUCGCUUGAGUUCGUCUGCCAAAACAUCAGGCAUGGCAGCAAGGAACGCGCAGAGCAAGAUGGCUGAGCAGGCAGGGACUGGUCUACAAGAGCAGGACUAUUAUGCGCUUCUUGGCGUCAACAGGAAAGCGUCUCUACAGGAGAUUCGGACCAGAUUCCGGGCGCUUGUGUUGACGGCACAUCCUGAAAAAGGUGGCGACCCUGAUACAUUCCACAAGCUCAACAAGGCCUACAGCGUGCUGAGCGACCCAGCCAAGCGGCAAGAGUAUGAUGCCGAGAGUUCCGGCAGGUAG
Symbiodinium pilosum is the source of this 888-nucleotide messenger RNA. The record is from the annotation of a GenBank genome assembly. NCBI's taxonomy places the organism in Eukaryota, Dinophyceae, Suessiales, Symbiodiniaceae.